AUGAAGUUCCUCUCUGCCCUUGCUGCCGGCCUCUUUGCCACCACUGUCACUUCUCUCGCCAUCCCAGACCCAGAAGCCGUGCCAGAAGCUCUCCCUGAGGCCGACCCAGAGGCUGUUCCGGCAGCCUUUGCGUCCCUCACAGAUGUCCAGAUCAUCAAGUAUACCGUGAAGGACUGGUAUGGGGACACCGCAAUCGUAUCAACAUUCCUCGACAACAUUGCGAAGAAGAAUUUCCGUUCGGACGCCGAAUUCACCAAAGCCGCCAAACUUGCCUGGCUUGCUGAGUACUCGUCCACUGCUCCCACUUGGGGCAACAAGGCCGUCUUGGACUCAUACCUCGCGGGAAAGAACGGUAGCAAUGGCAGCAACGGCAGCAAUGGAACUGAGCAGGGUAAUGGUACAUGGACCGGCGAGGGAUCCUACGGCCAGAAUGUCAAGGACCGUCUAGAAGAACUCAAGAACAAGAAGUGGCGAAGAGACUGCAAGACCAUCCAGCAGAUUGCACAAGAGAUCAACGAUGAUCGCUGCGAGUACGUCCUGCCUGCUAUCGAUGGCUACUUCCAACAGGCUUCGAACCUUGUGGCUUCGUACAACCCAAGCAAACCAGACUACUCCAUCCGAAGCAUUCGCGCUGUUCGCGCGAAGGCUUGUGGCGCUACGAGGUAUGCUCGUGAUGUGGAGGAUGAGUUGGUUAUGGAUCUUGAGGAGUAG
Cercospora beticola is the source of this 711-nucleotide messenger RNA. RefSeq lists its product as uncharacterized. The record is from RefSeq and is a predicted model, not a curated record. Lineage: Eukaryota; Fungi; Ascomycota; Dothideomycetes; Mycosphaerellales; Mycosphaerellaceae.